Octodon degus (degu) is the source of this 879-nucleotide messenger RNA. It is a transcript of the gene Cct6a, whose product is annotated as chaperonin containing TCP1 subunit 6A. The record is from RefSeq and is a predicted model, not a curated record. Gene Ontology annotation, molecular function: ATP-dependent protein folding chaperone; ATP hydrolysis activity; ATP binding. Gene Ontology annotation, cellular component: chaperonin-containing T-complex. The transcript is spliced from 8 exons. The annotation marks the transcript as partial. Gene Ontology annotation, biological process: protein folding. Lineage: Eukaryota; Metazoa; Chordata; Mammalia; Rodentia; Octodontidae.
GCGUGCCAGACUGUUCCAGAAGACCCGGAUAGAGCCUCUCGGCCACGCUGAACCGGGCGUUUGCGCCUCACGUUGGUUUCCUCUACUUGCUCCGCUCGAGCAGCGAUGGCUGCUGUGAAAACCCUGAACCCCAAGGCCGAGGUGGCCCGCGCGCAGGCGGCGCUGGCGGUCAACAUCAGCGCGGCGAGGGGCCUGCAGGACGUGUUGAGGACCAACUUGGGGCCUAAAGGCACCAUGAAGAUGCUCGUUUCUGGCGCCGGAGACAUCAAGCUUACUAAAGAUGGCAAUGUGCUGCUUCACGAAAUGCAAAUUCAACACCCUACGGCCUCUUUAAUAGCAAAAGUAGCAACAGCCCAGGAUGAUAUAACUGGUGAUGGUACUACUUCCAACGUCCUGAUUAUUGGAGAGCUGCUGAAACAGGCAGAUCUCUACAUUUCUGAGGGUCUUCAUCCCCGAAUAAUUACUGAAGGUUUUGAAACUGCAAAGGAAAAGGCCCUACAGUUUUUGGAACAAGUUAAAGUAAAAUUCAUUGAAGAUAGAGUUAAAAAAAUAGUGGAACUGAAAAAGAAGGUCUGUGGUGAUUCAGAUAGAGGAUUUGUUGUUAUUAAUCAAAAGGGGAUUGAUCCCUUCUCCUUGGAUGCUCUUGCAAAAGAAGGCAUCGUAGCUCUGCGUCGGGCGAAGAGGAGAAACAUGGAGAGGCUGACUCUUGCUUGUGGUGGGGUAGCUCUCAAUUCCUUGGAUGAGCUAACUCCUGACUGUUUGGGACAUGCAGGACUGGUUUAUGAGUAUACUUUGGGAGAAGAGAAAUUCACCUUUAUUGAGAAAUGCAACAAUCCCCGCUCUGUCACAUUAUUGAUCAAAGGACCAAAUAAGCACACC